UGAAUGAGUGAGGGGAGGGAGGAGAGUGGAAGAGGGGUACACGCUGAACAGAUGACAGAGAGAGACCAUAGGCGAAACGAAUGUGCAUGACAACUUCAGGCUAUAAAUUCCUGUAAAACAUUAGAAAAUAUAUCCCUAAAUUAAUAUUGGAGACAUUUAUUAGAAGCCGAAGUCCACAUGUGUUGUGAAAGAUGAGGCUCUUAUGCUGUGCUAUUGUGCUGCUAUCUGCAUCCUCCGCGGAGUGCCAGCAAAGAGGUCUCUUCCCCGCCAUCUUCAACCUGGCCAGUAAUGCAGAGAUCACCACCAACGCCACCUGUGGAGAGCCUGAGCCAGAGAUGUACUGUAAACUGGUGGAACACGUACCAGGACGACGCAUCCGCAACUCCCAGUGUCGGACCUGUAAUGCCCAGAGUCAAAACCCCAAAGAGCAACAUCCAAUCACCAACGCCAUCGACGGCACCAACGGGUGGUGGCAAAGCCCCAGCAUUAAAAAUGGCAGACAGUUCCACUGGGUGACCCUCACACUAGAUUUACACCAGAUUUUCCAGGUGGCCUACGUCAUCAUCAAGGCAGCCAACUCUCCUCGUCCUGGUAACUGGGUGCUGGAGCGUUCAAUGAACGGUGUGGAUUACACACCCUGGCAGUACUACGCCAUCAGCGACACAGAAUGUCUGACCCGUUACAACAUCACCCCCCGCCUCGGACCCCCCACCUACAAACGAGACGACGAGGUUAUCUGUACAUCUUACUACUCGCGGCUCGUACCCCUGGAGCACGGAGAGAUCCACACGUCUUUGAUCAAUGGGCGGCCCAGUGCUGACCAACUGACCUCAGAGUUGCUGGACUUCACCUCAGCCCGCUACAUCCGCCUGCGUCUGCAGAGAAUCCGCACGCUCAAUGCCGACCUCAUGACCCUGAGCUACCGCGACCCCAAGGAGGUGGACCCCAUCGUCACCAGACGGUACUACUAUUCAAUCAAAGACAUUUCAGUGGGUGGGAUGUGCAUCUGUUACGGACACGCCCAGAGCUGUCCCUGGGACCCCGUUGCCAAGAAGUUGCAGUGUGUAUGUGAGCACAAUACCUGUGGGGAGAGCUGUAAUGAGUGUUGCCCUGGCUACCACCAGGAACCGUGGCAACCGGGAACCCUCUCCGAUGGCAACACCUGCGAGAAAUGUAACUGCCACGACAAGGCCAACGACUGCUACUUUAACCAGACGGUGGCCAACCGCAAGAUGAGCAUGAACUCACAUGGUGACUUCCAUGGCGGGGGCGUUUGUAUCAGCUGUACCCAGAACACGGCCGGUGUCAACUGUGAGGCCUGCGCAGAUGGCUUCUACAGACCCAACAAGGUGUCUCCGCACAAUGAGAACCCAUGUGUGGAGUGCAGCUGUGACAUGAAGGGGUCUUUGACUCCUGCCUGUAUCAGAGAUGACAACCACGCCAAGCCUGAGAAUGGUCUGAACCCAGGCCAGUGUCUGUGUAUGGAGGGCUUUGCGGGCGAGCGCUGUGACCGCUGUGCCUUUGGCUACAGGGACUUCCCCCUGUGUUCACGCUGUGAGUGCAGUCUGGAGGGCAGCCUCAACAUCGACCCCUGCACAGAGUGCAUCUGCAAGGAGAACGUGAUGGGGGCCAACUGUGACCUGUGUAAGCAGGGUUUCUUCAACCUGGAGGGCAGUGACCCAGAGGGCUGCACUGAGUGUUUCUGCUUCGGCGUGUCUGACGUGUGUGAGAGCUCUCCCUGGUCUAUGUCUCAGACAGUGCACUCCAAUGGAUGGCUCCUUACCUCUGAAAGCGUCUCUGUCUACACGGCACCCCUCAUAGAUGAAGACAACAACCUCAUCAUCCCAAACAUCACCAUGAUCCAAGCGUACCGUUUUGUUUCUACAUGGGCCGCCCCAGAGUCCUUCCUGGGGAAAAGGCUGACAUCGUACGGAGGGUUUUUGAGCUACAGUGUGGCAUAUGAUGUUUCAGUGGACAACGUGGACAGGUCUCUGCCGUCACAGUUUGAUUUGAUCAUCGAGGGUAAUGGGAGGACCCUGCAUCAGAUGCCCCCCAGGCAGCUCUUGUUGACGCCCCUGAACGAGCAGCGUGUUUCUGUGCAGCUCUUGCCACAGGGCUUCGUAGACCUGCACACAGGUCAGAGGGUGGACAGGGACGAGCUGAUGACUGCACUGGCCGACGUGGCCGGGCUGAGGAUCAGAGGUCACCUCAAUGCCAGUGCAGAGGGGGAACUCAGAUUGAGCACUGUAUCUCUGGACAUGGUAGACAUCAAUUCUACUAACACAGUCCAGGCCCGGGACGUGGAGCAGUGUGAGUGUCCCUUGGGCUACUCUGGCACAUCCUGUGAGACCUGUUCAUCUGGGUUCUAUCGCCUCGGGGGGAUCCUGUUCGGAGGCAACUGUCUCCAGUGUGAGUGUAACAACCAUGCUACGGAAUGUGACAUCAACAGAGUGUGUCUGGACUGUACUCACAAUACCACUGGGCCCCACUGUGACCAAUGCCUCCACGGUUACUAUGGGAACCCAUCUGAGGGCACCCCGGAGGACUGCCAGAGAUGCGCUUGCCCGCUGCCAGUGGCAACGAACAAUUUCAGCCCCACCUGUCUCCUGGAGGGCCCUGGGCAGGUGACAUGUGACCGGUGUCAGCAGGGUUACACUGGGACUAAGUGUGAGAGGUGUGCUAACGGUUACCAUGGCGACCCGACGGUGGCAGGCCAGGAGUGCGUGCUGUGUGAGUGUAACGGUAACGUGGACCCCUGGCAGCCGGGCCACUGUGACAUCAGCAGCGGUGUGUGUCUGAAGUGUCACAGCCACACCAGCGGAGACCAGUGUGAGAGGUGUGAGGACGGCUACUACGGUGACGCCAUCACCGCCAAGAACUGCCAGGCUUGUGGUUGCCAUGACAAAGGGUCGUACUCGGGAGUGUGUGACCUGCUCACUGGACAGUGUACCUGCAAACCCAACGUGGUGGGAGAGAAGUGUGACCGGUGUCAGGUGGGCUUCCACGCUCUUCUCAGUGGACAGGGGUGCAGAGAAUGUGACUGUAUCCAGUCAGGAUCUGUGUCCGUGGCCUGUGAGGAAGAUGGGAGGUGCCAAUGCAUCCCAGGGGUGGCAGGGGACAAGUGUGACCGCUGUCAUCACAGUUACUUUAACUACCAGGGCAGCGGCUGUACACAGUGUGAGUGUGCCCACACCCAUGGCAACUGUAACGUGACGACAGGCGAGUGUAUCUGUCCUCCCCACACCAGAGGAGAGAAGUGUGAUCUGUGUGAGGAAGAUCACUGGGGUCACGACACUGUGACAGGAUGUAAGUCAUGUAACUGCAGUGAGAUGGGCAGCUAUGCCACAGAGUGUGGCAACACCAACGGGCAGUGCCAGUGCCGCUCUGAUUUCGCUGGGCAGAACUGUGACCGCUGUGCCAUGGGCUACAGGGGCUACCCAGAAUGCACGGUGUGCAACUGCAACAUCAAUGGCACCAGAGAGGAGUUCUGUGAUGAGGAACUGGGCGUGUGCAGCUGUGAGGCCCCAGGGAACUGUGUGUGCAAGGACAAUGUGGGUGGAGGUGGCUGUGAUGAGUGUAAGAAGGGAACCUUGGGCCUAUCUGUUUCUAACCCGGCCGGCUGCAGCCCCUGCUUCUGUUUCGGGGUCUCCUCAGACUGUGAGGAGCUGGGUGGGAUGGUCCGGGUGCCAAUCACAUUGGGUUCUGACCCAGAGCUGCUGCGUGUGGUCAGUCAGAGUGACCUCCAGGGCAGUGUAGUGGGGGUCUACUACCAGAACCCAGACAUGCUGCUAGACACUAGGGACAUAGAGACCCCCAGCCUGGCUGGACCCUACUACUGGAGGCUGCCUAAACACUACCAGGGAAACAAGUUGUUGUCGUAUGGAGGGAAGCUAUCCUACGUGGUGGCGUUCUAUGCUAUGGACGGGGCCGGCCUGGCCAACUACGAGCCUCAGGUCCUGAUGAGGGGGGGUCAUCUGGGGAAGCAGGUCAUCUACAUAGACAUGCCUGCCCCUGACAGCGGGGUAACAACUAGGCAGGACGUCCCACUGACUGAGCACAAGUGGAAGUAUUUCAACUCUGUGUCAGAGAAAGCUGUGAGUCACUCUGACUUCAUGGCAGUCCUGAGCCACAUUGAGUACAUCACCAUCAAGGCAUCGUAUGGUACAGGGCUGCAGCAGAGCAGAAUAUCCAAUAUCACUAUGGAUACGGCCCUAGAGGCGGAACAAGGGUUGGAGGAUAUGGAGUUGGCGAGUCUGAUCGAGAUCUGUGAAUGUCCAGCUGGCUACGCCGGACUGUCCUGCCAGGAGUGUGCCCCGGGCUACUACCGCCAACCCGUGACUGAGCUGAACAAGCGGGGGAAGAGACCCCUGAUCCAGCCGUGUGUGCCCUGCCGUUGUAACAACCACAGCCAGGCCUGUGACCUGGACACGGGAGAAUGUCUGGGCUGCCAACACAACACAGCAGGGGAGCACUGUAGCGUGUGUUCCUCGGGGUACUAUGGAGACGUGAAAGGCUCCGUCAGGGACUGCUCGCUGUGUGCCUGCCCCCUCAAAGAGAACAGCUUCAGUCCUACCUGUGCUCUAGAGGGAGUGGUGGGAGACUUCCGCUGCAACGCCUGCAAGCCCGGCUAUGAGGGGCGCUACUGUGAGAGGUGUUCAGUGGGUUACUAUGGGAACCCGUCUGGUCCAGGAGGGAGGUGUGAGGCGUGUCAGUGUAGUACUGCAGGUUCUCUCCAUCCAGCGUGUGACUCUCUGACGGGCCAGUGUGAAUGUAAAGCCGGGGUCAGGGGACGCCUGUGUGACCAGUGCGAGGCGAGACACGUCCUGGACGGGGACCAGUGUGUCUUGUGUGAUGAUGAGUGUAGCAGGGUGCUCCUGGAUGACCUGGAUGCAGUAGAGUGCUCCUUCCUGUCUGUCAACCUGACCGGGGUCAUCCUGUCACCCUACAGCACACUGGUCAACUUGGAGAACGACACGCAAGAGGUCAAGACUCUGAUGUCUUCGUAUAGGAGCCCAGACUAUCACCUGACCAGGGAUGAGGAGGACAUGACAAACCUCACCCAGGACAUAGACGGACUGCUACAGAAGGCUAUGGGUGUGUCUGCUGAUGGAGAGGAAGUGGCCCGGUCCACAGAGAACAGCGUUACCCAGGGGGCCGAGCUUCUGGAGUACAUCAACACCAUUCAGACUGCUAUACAAGCCCUGGCGGAGCAAGCUGGCCAUCUGAACAGGACAGACAACGUGGAGAUGAACGAGGCUAAGAGCAGACGGCUAAUGAAGCAGGUGGCGGCCAUGUUGGAAACAAUCAGAGUGGUCGACUUAGCCCAGACCAACGCCAGCGUCUCUACAGAACUCUGGGCUGCCGAGGCUCUCCUCCAGCGGGUGCAGAAGCACCUCCAGGAGCCCCAGGGAGUGAUAGAGUCCCAGACCCUCAACAUCUCCAGCAGUCUGACCCAACACCAACAGCAGCUAGUGGACGCCCAGGCCCUUCUGAACACUGCCAGGGAGAACAACAACCACACACACACCCUGCUGGGCAGCAUCAACACCAAUCUGCCACAGUACCAGGGUCUGAGGCAGAAUGUGGGCCGGCUGAACCAGACGGCAGAAACACAACUGGAGGAGACUCAGGACAUACUGGCUGAUGCUGUCAAUCUGGCAGAGGACAUGAGCAACGGCACCUCUCAACUGGAGGGGGCCAAGGAACAGCUGGAGCAGUGGAACCCCAUGUUGAGGAAGCAUGUGGAUGCUCUGGUGAUGGAGCUGAGGAAGCAAGAGGCUCUGGAGCUGGUCUACAAGGCUGAGGACCACGCCCAAGAACUGAGCAAGAAGGCCCAGGCUCUGCAGAGUUCUCUAGCGGAGGUGAUGAAUACCACUCUGAAAGCCACCAGUGCAGCGCAUGCCAACUCUAACAUCAGAGUUAACAUCCAGCCUGCAGAGCAGAUGGCUAACCGAGCCAUCCUGACUGCUGCUAUGGCCCUCAACAUGACGGCCCAGCAAGAGGUGUCACUUACUGAUCUGGGAUCUGAGGCUGUGCAGUGUAGUGCUAAGAUACUGGCUGAGUGUCUGGCCCUGAACAACAGCACUGGGGGCUCCAGUGAGCAGGUGCUGGAGGCCAAAGCGCAGGCUGCCAUGGCCAACUCCUCCCUGCAGAGGGCACUGGAGCACCUGGAGGAGCUCAGGGUCAGACUGGAGGAGUCCAGCAAGGCAGUGGCCCAGGCCAAAACCAGCGUCUCCAACACAAACCAGCUGUUCUCUGACUCACACUCAACUGCCAGGACUGCUGAGUCUAAGCUGAAUGAGGCAGAGAGUCGUACCGAGAGGCUGUAUGACCGUCUUAAACCCCUGAAGACCCUGCGGGAAAACCUGAGCAGAAACCUGUCUGAGAUCAGAGAGAUGAUCAACCAGGCCCGCAAACAGGCUGCCUCGAUCAAGGUGUCAGUGCUGGCAGACAAAGACUGUGUGAGGGCCUACAAGCCUGAGAUGUCCUCCAGUAACUUCAACACUCUAACUAUGACCGUCAAGACCAGCGAGCCUGACAACCUGCUCUUCUAUAUGGGCAGCAGCUCCAGCGUGGACUUCAUGGCAGUGGAGAUGCAUCGCGGCAAGGUGGGGUUCUUGUGGGAUGUGGGUUCAGGCCACGCCAAACUGGAGUACCCCGACAUCCAGAUCAACAACAACAAGUGGCAUCGCAUCAACGCCACACGCUUUGGGAGGCACGGCACGCUGUCAGUCCACCAGCUGGAGUCAGACCCCCUGCCCGCGGUCAAGACCACCUCACCACGCUCUGCUACGGUCCUGGAUGUCAACAAGUUUACCCUCAUAUUUGUUGGUGGCCUGGGAGGCCAGAUCAAGAAGUCCUCCGCAGUGAAGAUGACCCAGUUCAAGGGCUGUGUGGGGGAGGUGUCGCUCAACGAGAAGAACAUCGGGCUGUGGAACUACGCCGAGAGGGAGGGCCAGUGUCGCGGCUGCUUCAUGAGUCCGCAGACGGAGGAGACGUCCUUCCACUUUGAUGGCAGUGGCUACUCGGUUGUAGAGAAACCCCUCCGCUCCACCUCCACCUCCAUCGUACUGCUGUUCAAGACCCUCUCCCCCAACGGCCUGCUGCUCUACCUGGCCUCCAAUGCCACGAGGGACUUCCUGUCCAUUGAGCUGGUGGAGGGCCAAGUGCAUCUAACCUUUGAACUUGGCUCUGGUCCUCUGACCCUCUCCUCCAACAAAGCCUAUAACACUGGCAGCUGGUACAAGAUCACCCUGCAGAGGAACAAACGCAAAGCUUAUAUAUCUGUGAUGGCUGCAGACAACUCAUCAGACAAAGAGAUUAUAGAGGCAGAGUCUCCUGGCUCCGCCUCUGAUCUCAACCGUUCCGACCUGGACCCAAUCUACAUCGGGGGACUGCCCAUGUCUCGACCUAUCAGGAGACAAGUAGUAGCACGGUCCUAUGUGGGCUGCAUCAAAAACAUGGAGAUCGCCCGCUCCAACUUUGACCUUCUCCGAGACUCCUAUGGUGUCAAGAAAGGCUGUGUGUUAGAGCCAAUCCGCAGUGUGUCUGUACUGAGAGAGGGCUAUGUGGAGCUGCCAUCAAUGUCUCUUGGCUCCCAGGGGGAGCUGCUGGCCUCCUUCUCCACCCGCAACCACACUGGCAUCAUCCUGGCAGGCUUCAGCAAGGCAGGCACCCGCAAACGCAGACAGGCACGCCAGCCCAUCCUGGCGGUCAUGCUGGUGUCGGGGCACUUGGAGGUUCACGUCAACAUGGUGGAGGGCGGGAGCAUCCACAAGGUUGUGGUCAAAUCACGCUCUGGGAGCUUCAGUGACGGACAGGAGCACUCUGUCAUCCUACAGAGGAACAGGAAGACGAUGACUGUACUGGUGGAUGAGGACCACCAGGAGACAGUGCGCCUGUCCUCGGAGAAGGCCUCUCUGACCUUCUCCUCUCUGUACAUGGGUGGCCUCCCGCCAGAAGAGGGCGCCGGACUGCUACGAACCACUUCCUCCUUCUACGGCUGCAUCAGGAACCUGGCCCUGGACGCCAAGUUGUUGGACCUGUCAGCUGCAGUGAAGUACCACAAUGUGGACAUGGACAGCUGUCUAUUGGAGGAGAGGCCUAAGAGGGUCCUACUACCUGAUGACACUGACCUGGAGGCCGAGCCCACCCUGGACCCUUCCAGACCCCAUCCACCACCGCCCACUCAGCUCAGCGCUCUCACCCCCGGCACGCUCACGUGUGCAUCGAUGGACAACAGCACAUCCCUCCCAGAGGCCAAUCAGUUUGGCAUCUCCAGACACAGUCAUAAGGUCCUCAACAUCAACCCCAACACAGUGAGGAGGAGUUUCUCUCUGGAGCUGUCUGUGCGUACCUUUGCCCAGAGUGGUUUGAUCUACUACAUGGCUCAUGCCAACCAGAUGGACUACGCCACUCUGCAGCUGCUAGGGGGUCGUCUGUUCUUCACCUGUGACAAGGGCAGUGGCCCCGCCACCGCCUCCUUCCCUGUGCCGGUCAACGACGGCCAGUGGCACACAGUGAAGACUGACUUCAAUAAGAAGAGUGUGGUAAUCAGUGUAGACAGCCAGGCGUCAGCUCCAGUGCUGGCUAAAGGCAACACUCUGGAUGUAGAGAACAAGCUGUACCUGGGAGGACUGCCCCAUACCUACACCGCCAAGAAGAUAGGCAACGUGACCCACAGCUUGGCGGGCUGCAUCCAGAAGGUGAUCCUGAACAGCGUUGAACUUGACACCCAGAGUCCAGUGUCUGAACACUUGACUGCUCACUGUUUCACUGCAGCCCAGGACGGGACCUUCUUCAGUGGGAGCGGAUAUGCUGCUCUGAUGAAAGAGGGGUACAAGGUGGGUUCAGACGUGACGGUGGCGCUGGAGUUCCGCAGCACGGCGCCUGACGGGGUCCUCCUGGGGGUCAGCAGCGCCAAGGUGGACGCCAUCGGCCUGGAGCUUGCCAGCGGACAGGCGGUGUUCCACGUGAACAACGGCGCCGGGCGGGUGUCGGCCACGUCGCGGCUGGGCCGGUGGCUGUGUGACGGCCGCUGGCACACCCUGCUGGCCAAGAAGACCAAGAACGCUCUUAGUCUGAGCGUGGACGGGGUCACGGUGCUCACUGACAACCCCCACCCCCAGUCUACCUCCGCUGAGACGAAGGACCCAAUCUACGUGGGAGGCUUCCCUGUUGGAGUGAAACAGAACUGCCUGACUUCCAGAUCGUCAUUCCGUGGUUGUAUGCGUAACAUCCGCCUGAUCAAGGGCCACGUGAUCGACAUCCUGGACUUCAGUACCGCAUUCACCCUCCAGGGAGUGUCUCCACACUCCUGCCCCGCCACAUAAUCUCACCAUGAUAAUACCACAACCAUGCCAAACCAUAUCUAAUGCUAUGACCCUAAAAAAAAAAAACUGACCAAUGAAAUUACUGUGUACUUUUGACUCCCCCAAAUGAAUUUGACAGUAGAAUGUCUUAUGUUCUAGAAAAUGUAUAUUUGUUAAUAAAAUAAGUAAGCCAUC
Oncorhynchus gorbuscha (pink salmon) is the source of this 9506-nucleotide messenger RNA. Its product is annotated as laminin subunit alpha-1-like. Bases 192 to 9332 code for a protein of 3046 amino acids. Lineage: Eukaryota; Metazoa; Chordata; Actinopteri; Salmoniformes; Salmonidae. Gene Ontology annotation, biological process: regulation of cell adhesion; cell adhesion; blood vessel morphogenesis. Gene Ontology annotation, cellular component: basement membrane. The record is from RefSeq and is a predicted model, not a curated record. The transcript has 56 exons. Gene Ontology annotation, molecular function: signaling receptor binding; extracellular matrix structural constituent.